AUGAGGCGAGCGCUGGACAUCUUGGCCAUUGCGCUUGAGGAAUCGGAAGACGAGGACCGUAGCUCGGAAGAUGAGGACCCCAAUUUGCAGGUCUUCCCGCGAGACGUGGCUUCCGAGCUCGGCUGCUUGACGGACCGUCCCUGGGACGGCCGCACCCCGGCUGGCUGCCACCGUGAUUUGAUGGCGGCAGCAUCUCACAUGCUUUGA
Messenger RNA from Effrenium voratum, 207 nucleotides. The record is from the annotation of a GenBank genome assembly. Lineage: Eukaryota; Dinophyceae; Suessiales; Symbiodiniaceae.